Coffea eugenioides is the source of this 884-nucleotide messenger RNA. RefSeq names its product HMG1/2-like protein. The record is from RefSeq and is a predicted model, not a curated record. Bases 178 to 624 code for a protein of 148 amino acids. NCBI's taxonomy places the organism in Eukaryota, Viridiplantae, Streptophyta, Magnoliopsida, Gentianales, Rubiaceae. The transcript is spliced from 8 exons.
ACACACUAGUUUCUCUCUCUAUCCCCCUCCUUCAAACCCCUUCUUAUCUCUCCCUUUCGCAACGCAGCCCACGCACACAACACAACACGCAUUACCAAAGGGCUAAAGCAUAUCCCUUUGCUUCCUCUCUCUUUCUCUUCUUCUUAUCUCUCUCUUUCUCUACCUCGAGGUUUCGUCAUGAAGGGAGGAAAAUCGAAGGCUAAGGCUGAUACCAAGCUUUCUGUGAAGAAAGGUGCUGCCGCCGGGAAGAAGCCGGUGAAGAAGGGAAAGGCUGCCAAGGAUCCUAACAAGCCUAAGAGGCCUGCUAGCGCUUUCUUCGUUUUCAUGGAGGAGUUUAGGAAACAGUACAAGGAAAAGCAUCCAAAUAACAAAUCUGUGGCAGCUGUUGGUAAAGCUGGUGGAGACAAGUGGAAGUCCAUGUCCGACGCUGAAAAAGCUCCAUACAUAGCUAAGGCUGAUAAGAGGAAGGUUGAAUAUGAGAAGAAUCUUCAGGCUUACAACAAGAGACUGGCUGAUGGACCUGGAGCCGAGGAGGAGGAAUCUGACAAAUCUAGGUCCGAGGUUAACGAUGAUGAGGAGGAUGAUGAGGAAGGAAGUGGAGAGGAGGAGGAUGAUGAUGAGUAAAGGGACCGUGGGGGGCCAGAAGUUUAGGAUGUGAAGAAAAAUGUCAUGACCUCUACCUUUUGAUUAGUAGUAUCCUAAGAUAAAUAGUUUCUUUUUUACCUUUUAUGGUUUUUAAUUUUUUUUGAAGAGGUUAGUUGAAGAAGAAAAGAAAAAUUAGUUUUCAGUAGCCAGGCAGUUGCUUAAGCUGCGUCCAUGGCUUUGUACUUUUAUCCUUUUCUAUUAUGCUUAAUGAUAAUGUAGUUAGAAUUUGUCUUCGUUUG